This is a messenger RNA of Neoarthrinium moseri, 1152 nucleotides long. RefSeq lists its product as uncharacterized. The coding region runs from base 1 to 1152 and encodes 383 amino acids. The transcript has a single exon. The record is from RefSeq and is a predicted model, not a curated record. NCBI's taxonomy places the organism in Eukaryota, Fungi, Ascomycota, Sordariomycetes, Amphisphaeriales, Apiosporaceae.
AUGUACACCAAGUCUGCUGCGCUUUCCGUCCUUCUAGUCGUGGCUGAGGCCAGAUUCGGCCAGGAACAAACUCCGGUUGCUGCCGUGUCGGCUCUUAGCAACUUUGGCAACCCCGGUGAGGCUGCUACCUUGGCUGGUGGUAUCCCGGGGAGCCUUCUCGCGGCGGCCGACCCCUGUGCCAAGCUUACCCUUGCCGACAAGAUCGUCUCGACUCUCGGCAGCGACCCUGCCGUCAUCGCUGCCGCCGCCGGCCUUGUUGGGGCCGAGCAGAACUUCAACCCCUUUGUCGUCAGCAUUCCCAACAUCUGCGGCGAUGCCACCCUUCCUGCUACUGCGGAGCUCCGCGGUAUCGUGCCUCUGGUGGACCCUGCCGUCGGCGACUCGGCCACCGAGAACGCGAAUGCGGCUGCGUCUCUGAAGACCCCUUUCGAUGCCACUGGCUUGAGUGUAGCCGAGGUCAUGAUCGCCCAGGGCUUCUCCAACUUCUCCGUAAACGGCCAGGACCAGGCGGGUGGGAAAACCGGCGGAAACGCAAAUAACGGUAACGCCAACGGUGGAAACAAUGCGUCCGCCGCCAGCAGCACAGCUGCCGCGACGGCGACGGUCAAGUGCGGCGGCUCAAAGGCCACCGCAUCCGCCUCUGUCACCGCCUCAGCUUCGGCAUCCCAGGCGGCGACGGCGACCUCCGCCAACACUGCUGCUACCUCGGCCGCUGCAGGCUCUGGCAGCGGCUCGUCCGCAACCGGAGCUGGUGCUGUUACCAAUGCCGUCACCGGUAACUUUGAUGGAUUUCAAAAGAGCUCCCUUGGGCUUGACUUCGGAACUUGCACACCCACUGUCAAGUUCGAGGAAUCGCUGAACGGUCGCAAGGCUGGCGAGUUCACCUUCCAAGCCCAGGACCCGGUCGUCAACAAGGGCCAGCAAGAGGCUCUCAACCCCAACAUCAUCUUCAACCGCAUCUGUGACCAGCUCAACAACGUGUGCAAUGCCGCAGAUGAUGCCAUUGCUGCCUGCAAAUCCGCUCAGGCCGACCUGGGCGGUGGUGCCAAGGAUGCCUCGACUGCCAACGCCUGGAACACUGCUUUGGGCUUCGACGGGACUAACAUCAACCCCGACAACGCUCCCCAGGCUGGCCUCGUUGGCCACACUUAA